Molecule: messenger RNA, 1803 nt
Organism: Talaromyces amestolkiae
Lineage: Eukaryota; Fungi; Ascomycota; Eurotiomycetes; Eurotiales; Trichocomaceae
Exons: 6
Coding region: 1-1803 (600 amino acids)
Biological process (GO): transmembrane transport
Molecular function (GO): transmembrane transporter activity
Source: RefSeq, a predicted model, not a curated record
AUGACCCAAGACUCCAAAACAUCCCAACCCAUUCAGGGUACCAACGAGGAAGUGGAACAGAUAGAAACACUGUCUCCACAGGUCAAUGAUAAUAUCAAUGAAAAAUCCAAGAUCAAAGAAGAAACGACUGCAGCACCUGAAUAUGUGAACGAAUUCAACGAACAAGUCAGCCUGAGUUGGCGAUCAUGGAUGGUCGUCUUGGUCUCGUGUUUCGCCAUUGUUGCGCAAGUCUUUGUCGUCACGGCUGCUGGUUCGGUCAUCGCGUUUAUAAUUCGCGAUCUGGGCAAGAACAGUCCCGAUGCGGGUGCUCUUGCUGGAUGGAUCAUUCAGGGUCCCCUCCUAAUGCAAUCCGUAUUGUCACCUAUCGUCGGACGACUCAGCGAUGUCCUUGACAGAAAAUAUAUUGCCUCUGUGCCUCCUUUGAUUGCUUUCGUCGGUGCCGUUGUCUCUGCCAAAGCAACUUCUAUCAGUAUGCUGAUUGGCGGCGGUAUACUCAUUGGCGCAACGCUGGCAACGAUUGCUAUCGUGCAGGCUAUUCCGAGUGAGAUCUUGCCGUUGAAGCAUCGAGCUUUGGCAAAUGGAUUCGCUUAUAUGGGUGGUGCUAUUGGCGGAAUAUCGGGAGGUUUAGUAGCUGGCGCAGUUACAGAAGCAAACCCCAGCGGAUGGAGAGACAUUUUCUGGAUCCAGGCUGGCUUGCACAUUGCCACAAGUGCUGGACUUUUGCUCUUCUAUCAUCCAACCCGCCGAACUGAUUACCCCAGAAUGUCAUUCAAGGAACACCUCUGGGCCUGUGACCCUAUUGGAUCUCUUAUGUUUAUUGCGAGUGUGACAUGUCUGUUGUUGUCUUUGAACUGGGCCGCUGGGUUGUAUGCGUGGUCUGAUGUACAUGUUGCUGCUCCUCUUGGUGUCGGUCUGUUCCUGUUUGUUCUUUUCUGUUUAUACGAAUGGAAAGGCAGAAACGACGGCCUUGUGGCCCACGUCUUCUUUCAAGGCUCCCCAAACUUUGCUUUAUCAGUCUUUGCCUUUGCCGUCGAAGGAUGGAUAUUUUACAGUGCCGUUACCAGUGUCAUCCCACAAGUUACUCUUUAUCUUGGCUUGGAGACGAGUGCUUUGAUCAUCUCUGUCAGAGGUCUGGCUUAUAAUGCUUCGGCAGCUCUUUGCUCUAUGGCCAUCACAUGGUACUCGACAAGGACGAAAGAUCUGAAGUGGCCUUUGGUUGUUACCUUUGGUUUCUUUUUGAUUGCAACAAUCACCUACACCGUGAUAACCCCCUCAAUGAAUAAAGCUCAAAUCGGGUUCAAUGUCUUGAUCGGCAUCGGUCUCUCUGGUCCCUUGACUUUACUCGUUGCUCUCGUCCAAUUCACUGCUCCCCAUCGCCAUCUCUCAACAGCCACUGGACUCGCAUUUUCCGCUCGCGCAAUCGGCGGCGCUUUCGGCUCCGCCGUUCUCGACGCCAUCAUCAAUGGCGUAUUGGGCAACACAUAUGCAUCCAAAGUCAGCACUGCCGCCGUUGACGCUGGAUUGCCGCAAUCAGACAUCUCUGCACUUUUAGCUGCCAUGUCCGCGGGCACACCGUUGACAUCUGUUCCUGGUAUUAAUACGACUAUUGCUGCGGCUGCAGAGAUAGCGAGUCAAAAUGCGUAUGCGCAUGCAUAUCAUUUGGCGUGGGCGAGUAUCAUCCCGUUCGUGGUGUUGGGUAUUGGCUCGGUGUUGGGGUUGAAGGGUGUUAAGCAUCUGAUGACUGAGGAGAUUGAGGCGACUGUUGAGCAUGUGCCGGUCAAUGAUGUUGAGAAGCCGUUGUAA